Molecule: messenger RNA, 1022 nt
Organism: Melanotaenia boesemani (Boeseman's rainbowfish)
Lineage: Eukaryota; Metazoa; Chordata; Actinopteri; Atheriniformes; Melanotaeniidae
Product: odorant receptor 131-2-like
Exons: 2
Coding region: 72-1022 (316 amino acids)
Biological process (GO): G protein-coupled receptor signaling pathway
Cellular component (GO): membrane
Molecular function (GO): G protein-coupled receptor activity
Source: RefSeq, a predicted model, not a curated record
AUAAAUCAGAAAAACCUAAAUGAAUAUUUUAUACAUUUUUCUUCUCUAAAGGAGGCUUGUGGGAUAUAGACAUGACAUCCAUGAAUUCCUCAUCAAAUGACUAUAAUGUGUCAAGCAGCCUGACUUCUCGUGAUUCUCUGAGCACAGCUGUGGCCAAAAAUGUGAUUGUAGUGGGUCUUGGCCUCACCAUCAACUGUAUCAAUGGUACUCUGGUUUACACCUUCAGAAAACAUCAGAUACUUCAUAUGAAUCCUCGUUACAUCCUGUUCAUCCACCUCGUGUUGAACGAUAUGAUCCAGCUGACUGUAACAAUCAGCGUGUUAAUAUUAAUUUAUGUCUUCUACAUGAUUAAUGCUUCUCUCUGUUGCUUUAUUGUUACCUUAGCUGUCUUUACUACCCUUAACACUCCACUAAAUUUAGCUGCAAUGGCAGUGGAGUGCUACAUUGCUGUUUGUUUUCCACUGCGGCACUCUCAGCUGUGUACCAUUAAAAGAACAUAUAGUCUGAUAGGUUGUAUUUGGGCUUUGAGUGCAGUUUCAAUUCUGCCAGACAUCUUUAUUAUUCUGGCAACAGAGCCUGAAUGGUUAUUUCACUCCACUAUAUUUUGUGAGAGGGACAACUUGUUCCGACAUCCAGUCAGUUUAAAAAAGAGAGAUGUUUCUUACCUGCUUUAUCUAACUGUAGUUUGGCUCGUCCUCCUCUGCACCUACUUCAGGAUCUUCUUAGCUGCUAAAACUGCUAAUUCAGUAGAGGGAAAUUUUAAAAAGGCCAGGAAUACUAUCCUGCUACAUGGCUUUCAGUUAUUGCUGAGUAUGUUAACUUAUGUAGGCCCUCAAUUGAAACAGGUUUUGUUUUAUUGGUUCCCUAAAUAUUACAUGCAAAUACUCUUUGUUAAUUACAUAUUUGUUCAGAUUUUCCCCAGGUUUGUCAGUCCUAUUGUAUACGGACUACGAGACAAGACAUUCAGACAGUAUUUGAGAAAGUAUCUGACAUGUACCACGACAACAGAAAAACUGAUUUAA